Hypoxylon trugodes is the source of this 687-nucleotide messenger RNA. RefSeq lists its product as uncharacterized. The record is from RefSeq and is a predicted model, not a curated record. The transcript is spliced from 5 exons. Bases 1 to 687 code for a protein of 228 amino acids. NCBI's taxonomy places the organism in Eukaryota, Fungi, Ascomycota, Sordariomycetes, Xylariales, Hypoxylaceae.
AUGCCUCGCCCCACGUCCCGUACGCUUUUCGUAGUCGUCCCUGGCGCCUCUCAAAGUCCUUCCCACUAUGGCUAUCUCCUCCAUCUCCUCCAAAGCAGGGGCUAUCCUACAUUGUCCGCCUUACUCCCUUCGACCGGCAGCACCGAGAAUGUGAUCGUAUAUAAUGACACCCAAUACGUGCUUAAGCGCAUGCCCCUUCCCAUCCUUGAUGUUGAGAAGCACAACGUGAUCCUAGUCACGCAUUCCUACAGCAGCAUCCCCGGCAGUGCCGCUGCCAUGGGCCUCAGCAAAGCAGAGCGCACCGCGCAGGGAAAAACCACACACCUGCCACCGCAUAUUGGUAUUGGUGACGGUGACUAUGCGGGGCUGCUAACUUGCGAUGACCCGGCGCCGAAGCUUGUGCAGGACGCCAUCGCCAUGUCAACCCUGUGUCCUAGCUUCGCAUCAUUUCACAGUCCAUGUCCAAAGGCUUCGUGGAGCUCAGAGCAUUACAAGGGACGCAUAGCAUACAUUCGCGCUGUCAAAGACGUAGGCAUACCACUUGAGGGACAGAACAUGAUGCUCAAAGGUACGGGUGUGGAGUGGAUUGAGAAUGAUAUUGACACAGGGCAUAGUCCACAGAUCGUGCAGCCGGAGACUCUACUUGUCAUAUUUAUUGAGCUGGCUGAGCAGUGGGAGAAGCUUUAA